Labrus mixtus (cuckoo wrasse) is the source of this 2649-nucleotide messenger RNA. It is a transcript of the gene twnk, whose product is annotated as twinkle mtDNA helicase. Gene Ontology annotation, molecular function: 5'-3' DNA helicase activity; ATP binding; single-stranded DNA binding. NCBI's taxonomy places the organism in Eukaryota, Metazoa, Chordata, Actinopteri, Labriformes, Labridae. The coding region runs from base 46 to 2181 and encodes 711 amino acids. Gene Ontology annotation, cellular component: mitochondrion. The record is from RefSeq and is a predicted model, not a curated record. Gene Ontology annotation, biological process: mitochondrial DNA replication. The transcript is spliced from 7 exons.
GUAGGCAAGUAACAGAGACAGUUUAAUGUCCUAACCAGGUAACAAAUGUGGAGGAGGUUGCUGCAGAAGGGAGCUACCUGCAUGUUGCAGGUGGCAGACCAGAGAUUUCUCCAGCAGAGACACUUCUCAUCAGUCUGUGUGAGACUCCACCAGAGGCUUCUUCACAGACAACCUCCUUGCCUCCUCCUCCUUCCCAGUUGCACCAGGGCUUACAAAAAGGACGCCAAGUCCACCGUGGAGUUUCCUGCGAGCCUCAUCACGGUCACAGACGUCAAACAGUAUCUCCGCUCCAAAGACAUUGCCUUCCACGAUGGCUACAGCUGCCUCCACGUCCCGAGCGUCUUCGUCGAGCCGUCCGAGAGGAGGGACAGCUUCUCGCUGUUCGUCGACAAGACCACCGGGCAGUUUCUGUGCAAAGACACGCUGGUGGAAGGCAGCUGGGAGGACCUGCAGGACUGCCUGGAGGUGAUGCAGAAGGACGAGCGGGACUCGCUCAGUCCCCGCGUGCUGCUGGGGUAUCCGGAGAGCGUGGAGGAGCUGGAGGAGAGCGAGAGAGAGCUGAGGGAGGUGCAGAGGGUCUGGUCCAGCUCCGUGCCCUUCGCUGACCUUCCUGAGGACGAGGCCCAGCUGAUUAAAACCAUGUUCCAGAUCACAAAGAUCUCCAAUGCAACACUGAGGAAGUUUGGCGUGAGACUCUUCAAGCCCACAAAGAGCCUGGUGUUCCCCUGGUUCGGCGGGCCUGACUCGUCCCUGAAGGGGGUGAAGCUCCUCUCCGCUCAAAGCUCGGACGCUGAAAAAGUGACUUAUAACGAAGCCACGAUGCCAAAGUCGAAUUCUUACUACAACCUGUUUGGCCUCCCCCUGGUGGGCCGCAUGGACCCGGAGGUCGUCCUGACGGGAAGUGAGCUGGACACUCUGGCUGUGAGUCAGGCCACGGGACUCCCCAGCGUCGCGCUCCCCCGCGGCGUCAGCUGCCUCCCGCCCAUCCUGCUGCCGUACCUGGAACAGUUCAAGCGGGUGACGCUGUGGCUGGGAGACGACAUCCGCUCCUGGGAGGCGUCCAAGAUCUUCUCGCGCAAGCUGGGUCUGCGGCGCUGCUCGCUGGUGCGGCCCGGGGAGUGCAGGCCGUGUCCCGUGGAGGCGCUGGCCCUCGGGAAGAACUUGAACAACAUCAUCAAGUCGUCCAUCCCGGCCGCUCACAAGUCCAUCGUGUCCUUCAAGCAGCUGAGAGAGGACGUGUACGGGGAGCUGAUGAACACCGAGCAGGUGGCCGGGGUGAAGUGGGCGAGGUUUCCUGAACUCAACAGGAUCCUGAAGGGACACCGCAAAGGAGAGCUGACCGUUUUUACAGGUCCUACAGGCAGCGGUAAGACCACCUUCAUCAGCGAGUUCACGCUGGACCUUAGCAUGCAGGGGGUCAACACGCUAUGGGGCAGCUUUGAGAUCAACAACGUGCGUCUGGCUAAGAUCAUGCUGACACAGUUCGCCAUGCAGAGGCUGGAGGAAAACCUGGAGCAGUACGACUUUUGGGCAGACAAGUUCGAGGAGCUGCCCCUCUACUUUAUGACUUUCCACGGGCAGCAGAACAUCAAGACAGUGCUGGACACGAUGCAACAUGCCGUCUACCUGUAUGACAUCAACCACGUCGUCAUUGACAACCUGCAGUUCAUGAUGGGCCAGGAAAACCUCUCAGUGGACAAGUUUGCAGUCCAGGACCACAUCAUCGGAGCCUUCAGAAAGUUCGCAACCAACAGCAGCUGCCACGUCACUCUGAUCAUUCACCCGAGGAAGGAGGAGGACGACAGAGAACUGCAAACAGCGUCCAUAUUUGGUUCGGCGAAGGCCAGUCAAGAAGCCGACAACGUCCUCAUCCUGCAGGAGAAGAAGCUGGUGACGUGUCCCGGCCGCAGGUCGCUGCAGGUGACCAAGAACCGCUUUGACGGAGACGUGGGCAUCUUCCCGCUGGACUUCAUCAAGUCCUCGCUCACUUUCUCCACCCCCAAGGGCAAACACAAGCUGAGGAAGGUCACGGUCAAACCAGAGAGCGAGGAGGCCGAGCAGGGGGACGAGGCGCCGAAGGUGGAGGAGGUCAAAAAGGAAAAAGCGGCAAAAACGACAAAGACUCAGAGAGCUAACAAGAAUCCUGCAGCUGGAAGUGAGAUCAUGCAGAAGAAAAAAUAAUGCAAAGACGGUUGUUGUUUUGUGUUACUGUAUUUGGAAAAGCAGGUCGAGGUCAUCAUGAAAAAGAUAUCAUGGGCGCCAUUUAACGUUCAUAACACAAGGUCCAACCGAGCCAUCAUAGAGUUUAUGAAAUAAUAGUUUGGAUUGUAAUUCAGAAUUAAACAUUCAGUUAAUAAUCCAGAAAAGUUUAGAUAACUAAAGAUUAAUUUCUACCAGCCAGAAUGUGAAAUAAUGAUUUAAAGUGUUUUAUGUUAACCUACUAAACAGUUUGUAAGCUUCACAGUGUUCUCCGUUAAAGAUGAAAUGCUACGUCAAUCAUUUCAAAGAUAUCAUGACACUGUCAGCUGUCACUGUAACGUCAACAAUCUCAAACUGUCCACAUGAGAGGAUGACAUCUACCCUGACGUAUCACCAGAAUGUGUUUUCUACUGACUUCUUUUCUACAAGUUGAUAAAUGAGCUGAUUUUU